CCUAAAUGGUUAAAACAACAAGGGAGACAUUAAAGCUAACAAAUUACUUAGUUGAGAAGACGAAUUAAGCAGGGAAUAUAAAGAAAAAUGAGCGACGGAAAAGCUGAAUGAAGUACUUCAAAUGAGGGAGAAAGUUAAUACUUGUAGAAAAUUAAAGGGGGAAAUGUGUAUAUAAAAGUGUGCUCUGAAGUGAUCCACAAAAUGAAAAAUUGAAGGAAAAAAGGAAGACAAAAUUAAAUGGAAAAAUUAGAAAGAAAAAUUUGAUGAGGAAAAAGAAAUUAAAAUGACAACGUAUAAUAAGAAACACGAAAUUCUUAAGGAUAAAGGAAAUAAAAAGUAACAAAAAAGUUAAUUCCAAAAAUGAGAAAGUGUUGGAAAACAUCUUAAAAAAGGAGUGCAAUAAAAAUUAAAAAUUUAAGAGACAUUUGAGCUAAAAAUUUAGCAGAAACAAAGAAAAGUAAUACAAAUUUUUAAAAGUUGCCAAUAAUUGUCGAUGCAUGUAUGCAUGUGUGGGUGCAUAUGUAUUGCUGUUGAUAGCAUGAAAUGUGAAAAUCAAGUCGCCAGUGCAAGCCAGCGUGCAAGCCAGUGUGCAAGCAAGAUAAGCACGCCAUUAUUGAAUGACUAACUGGCGAAUAGGUACUACCAAACAAUAAUACACUGAACAAUACACAGGGGUCCCCGGGGGGCGUAUACGUAACCUCAACAAAGAGCAAAUAAGUAAAUGGAAUGAAUGAAUGAAUGAAUUACUGUGCAACGAAGCGAAGUCAAGUGCAUGUAAUCAUGUAAAGAAUAGAAAAGUAGCAAAAGGAAAAAGAACAAAAAGAACAGGCGAAAGAGCUAAAGAAAAGUGCAACAAAAAUUUAGUACUCGUACAAUAAAAUUAGUGUUACAGCAAAUUAGUGCUAGAAAAAAAAGGGGAAAAAAGUGGAGUGAAAUAAAAAUAUUGGAUGAAAAAAAAAUGUAAAAGAACUAAGCAAGUAAAAUAAAUGAAAGGAAAUUAAUGAACUCGCCGGCAAGUUAGAAUGAAAUUAAUGCGGCGAAUAGCGCGAGUUUGGAAAGGGUGAGAGAGAGGGGGGUAAAAAGUGGUGCUCGGGAAAAACUUGUUAUAAGUACAUACACGCGGCGGAGCUGUGCCGGAGGAGUACGAACAAUUGCAUUAAGUUUAGAGCUGAGAAGUAGCGCAGCGGAGUGAAGUGAGUGGGCGAUAGUGAAGUGAAUUAGAAGAGCUAGCGUGCUGGGCGUGGUGCCGACGACAUAAGUAUUGCUAAAGGUACAAUUAGCAGCUGCAAAUAAAAUGGCAAUACUGGCAGCGCUUUUCAUCGUCCUUUGAACAACAACAACAGCUAUGGCAGAUAUAAGUGUUGCUGGUUAAAAUAAAUAAAUAGAAGAUGAAAACAAACUAAAUUAAAAAUUACACAGACUGUACCCCGAAGUACGAUUACUUUCUAAUUACAGCUUCUUAGAUGUGGCUGCAGGCGACUUAGUUUGCUGUGGAGGCGCCGAGGCAGAUUGCAUGUUGCAAGAAUUUUAUUAAAGCCAAACACGAACAGUAUGUGCGAGAAAAGUGAACAAUUUCACUGCACCAGCACUGACAGUAAACACAACAACAGCAGCAGCAGCUGCAGCAGCAGCAAUAAAAACAAGCUGCUUACACCUGCUUGCAGCAUACUUUUAGGCGCUAAAGCUUUAGUACCAACUUCGUCUAGUAUUGGCGCAAUGUUAGCGCGGCGGCAAUUGAGGCGCUGGCUAGCAUGUCGCCGUCGUAGGAAGCGAAGAAAGAGCCACGAGAGGGAGCAGCAAAACAAGUGCAACAACAAAAACAAAAACAGAAGAGGCAAAACAGCAGCCAGUAGUAGUAGAGGUGGCAUAGAAAAACAAAGUAGAGGCAUACGUGUAAUCAACAGCAAACGUAACGAGAACAGUGCCAGCCGGGCAAUGGCAUUAACAGCAAGAUUGUUGCUUGCUGCGAAUUACAAGCAGAGCGGCUUGUUGCUAACGCGAAACAGCAAUUGCCGGGCAACUGAAAAAAUGGCAGCGGUGGUAGAGAUGAAAGAAUGCAUUUUACCGCAGCCAUUGAUGGGUGUGUGUACUACAACAAUAAAGACAAAAACAACAACUGCAUCACUAACAAGACCGCUGUCAAAGUUGGUAAAAAGCAAGCGGCUCUCAAGCAGACGAAGACCGGGAGCAGUGGUGGAGGCAGACAAAGUGAUGCACCAGGAAAAGCAGCAACAGCAGCAAAAAGCGGCAUACUCACAAGCAACUGCUACUGUGGCGAAUGAUUUGCCUUCCACUUACCCAGAAGAAGAAGAAGAACAACAACAGAAACCAAAUUUCCGGCAAUUUCCCGCUGACAACCCACUCCAAGCGCGCCUGCAAGCAGAGGCAAAUGAGAGGCAAACAUCAUUUUUGGGCAUGCAAUAUAGUAGCAAGCAUGAAACACAUGAGCUCCAACAACAUCAGCAACAACACUGCCUGCCAGCGCUAGCAGCAGCAACGUCGGCUGCUGGAGAACAGCCAGUAGCUUCAAAAGAAUGCGUGCAACAACGAAGUUGGCGAAAUUUAAUUGCAUGUGUUGUACGUGUACCCCAUGCGGAAACAAGUGAAACAGCAACAACAACAACUGUGAUGUUAAACAGUGCUGUGCACCCAGCAACAGCAACAGCAACAGCAACAGCAACAGCAACAGAAAAAGCAACAACAGCAACUGAAGCAGCAACGCAAAUCAAUUCAAAGCCCGCAUGUAUCGCUUCUGUCGAAAGCUACAGCGCGCAGGCAAAAGCACCCACAGCAAAGGCAACAACAAAUUGGCCAACAACAACAACAACAAAAUAUGCGACAGCAACAUUAACUAGCAUGCCAUCACAGCUCGAACAUGUGCCGUUUGUUGUUGCGACGCGUAAAUCCAAAUGUCGCAGAACAUUCGCGUUGACAAGCGCAUUAACAACGUCGACGAUGACGACGAUGACUACGGCUAUGGCAAAAAAACCAACAGUGAUAAAGGCUACAAAAACAACAACGAGAAUGAGUAAAACAAAAGCGCCAUUAGCCCGCAACAGAACACUGGCAGCAUUUUUUGGCGAUAUUUUGACACUGCUUGUUGGCUCAGUGGCGCUACAUGCUACCGUGCUGCGUUGCCUCCUGAUAACGACCCUGACGGCGACGAUUGCCUCCGUGACGGCAGCACCGUCUGUGCCACAAAAUUCCAUGCCAUUGCUGUCACAACAAAUGCUGCAGAAGCACUUUCACAACAACAACAACAUCAACACCUUUCACAACAGUAGUAGUGGCAGCAGCAGCAGCGACAUUAGUACUUUUACUUCUGCUUCGGCGCAUAAUUACAAUCAUCGCCACUCGCAACAGCUGUCGACGGCUACAUUCACGCCCCUCACACCAGCCCCCCCAACAACGCCUGUACGAAUGAUGGACAUUGUGGUAUUGAAUGGCAGCACGAGUAGCAGCGGUAAUGAUGGCAUCCUUGACGGUGCCAACACAAACACCUUGAAAAGUCUUUCAUCUAUACGGGUGGCAGCUAUGGCGGGUGUGCCAAUGGGCGAUGUGAAUCAGCUGCCAAUCUUUGACUUUGGAUUGCCGCGUAAUAUAACGGCACGUACCGGUCAAGCGGAAGCCGCAAUUAAAUGUCGCGUGGAGCGAUUGGAUGAUAAAUCGGUCUCGUGGAUACGUAAACGUGAUUUGCAUAUACUGACUGUGGCCACGGCGACGUAUACGUCGGAUAAACGUUUUCAGGUGAGCAACAACACACACACGCACACACACGCACACAAUUUUGAAACUCCUUAUCAAGUGCUUUUUGAACUCUGCAG
This is a messenger RNA of Rhagoletis zephyria (snowberry fruit fly), 3824 nucleotides long. RefSeq lists its product as uncharacterized. NCBI's taxonomy places the organism in Eukaryota, Metazoa, Arthropoda, Insecta, Diptera, Tephritidae. Gene Ontology annotation, biological process: synapse organization. Gene Ontology annotation, cellular component: neuron projection membrane. The record is from RefSeq and is a predicted model, not a curated record.